Molecule: messenger RNA, 4182 nt
Organism: Chaetura pelagica (chimney swift)
Lineage: Eukaryota; Metazoa; Chordata; Aves; Apodiformes; Apodidae
Gene: MTUS2
Product: microtubule associated tumor suppressor candidate 2
Exons: 14
Coding region: 1-4182 (1393 amino acids)
Cellular component (GO): nucleus; cytoplasm
Molecular function (GO): microtubule binding
Source: RefSeq, a predicted model, not a curated record
AUGAGUGCUCCAUGUUAUGCCCAGCUUCAGGACAACCUCAGUGAAAUAAAAAAUAAUAAUGAAAGCAUAGUGAGUGUGGGGGAUACCAAUGCCAACCAAAUUGUGACAAAGGUUAGAACCACUGAAGGGGAUGUUAAGAAAUGUGGUUUGACAGAUGAGAGUGGGAAUAUUCACCCUGGUCGAUCAGAGAAAAUUACUCAUCUGAAUACAGAGCAGAAUAAACUGGCCUUCAAGGACUCUCAGACCUGUCACACUGGUUUACAGGAAAGUAAGCUGCCCUCCACCACAAGCAGAGAAAUGAGGAAAGACUGUAGAACCAGCGAAACUAAGGACCUAUCAAGGCAUAUCAAGAUUAGCCGAGGACAAAGUUUGUCCAAUUUAAGAAGUAGCACAAAUGAUGCCAGCCUGGAGGUUUAUCCCAAAGGUGAUGUUGACUUCACCCAGAACUUUUCUAAGGGUAAAAUGUCCAGGGCUGUGGAGAUGGAGAGAAUAAAAAGGCUUUCUUUGGGAAGACCAAGUAAAUUCUCUCCUCAAUCUGAAGCAUUUGCAAAAGACUGUGUUGGCCGCGUGUCGUGUAAACGUCUGCUCUCCGCGUCGUUGGACUCCAUCGACAGGUCACACCAUUUGAUAGGAAGUACAGAGAAAUCACAAAAAACAUCCACAGAUCAUUUUCUUGGGAUGGUGUUUCGUCCACUUGACAAUACCUCAGAGGAAAAUAACAUUUUUUAUUCCAAACCAUCUACCUCAGGGAACAAGAAAAUAAGUAAACCAGAAAAUGUACCAAAUGCGAACAUGGCAAGCACAGCGCAUGCUUCUCCUUUUCAACAUUCAACCGUUAAGCCCAACGAGGUUGCUAGUAAAUCAGAAGCACAAUUAGGUCAGGGUGGUAAAAGUAAAAAACUGGAGCUUAAGACUCCACCAUCUCUACAACCUAAAAAUACGUGUCAACAAAGGGUUGAGAGAAUUAUGCUGGUAGAGUUCCUGGGAUGUCAAAAAGGUGCAAAUACAACGAUGCAGGAACAGAAGGGCUCUGGGUCUGACACAUCGAAAAUUCGAACUUCCCAUUUUCAAGACACCUGUCAUAAAGUAGAGGAUCCAUCAUCAAGCCAAGUGGUAUCCUAUCCUGAUGACAAAUUCCUAAAUGAUAAUGUCACCAUCAGUGGGGAAGGGGAAAGAAACAAUGACAGUGACAAGGCAACUAACCAGACUGGCGAGGAAUAUUUUACUGACAAAGAAGUGGAAACAAUAUUCUCACUCACUAGUAGCAGUACAUUUAGUGGCAAAGUGACACCUAGGAAAAAUGAAAAUGUACAUGAAGUUGAUGCAGAUUUUGCUGAAACAGUUGGUGAACAGCUAUCUUUUAUACACAACAUUAAUCUACCUGACAGCAAACCCUUAAAAGUUAAUGAGAAUAAACUGAUGCUAGUCAAAGGAAGCACUGAGGAUGCUGCUCUGCCUGCUUCUGAUCUCUCAGAUCAGCAUGGAGCACACAGUGCAGAGACAGUGUCAAACCAACAACCUGACAAACAUGACAGUGAUGCAGAAACUUCAAGCUUUUCAGUUCCAAGUAAAAAGACAAGCAAUGCACAGAAACAUCCUCCAGAUGAAGAACCAGAGAGCUGUAAGGAUUCAGCACAGGCUGAUGCCUUUUUAUGUGCUCCAACUCCCCUGCGCCCGGUGGCAAUGCUGGAUGUUAAUAGUCAGACCACGCUAUCAAACAGUAAUUUGAAGGACCUUUGUGCACUUCAUGUUGACAAAUUGUCACCCUCCUCAGUCCUACCUCCCAUUGACAGCACGCAGUUGUUAAGCAUAUCCCCUAAAGUGCCUAUCAAGACUGCUUGCAGCAGUGCCAUCCCCAAACCUAUCCUUGUCAACUCCAAGGGCUCCCUCACUGACAAGGUGGAUGUGGACAGUGACUGCAGUGAAAAACCGGAAGAAAGCGGUGAGAUGAAACCUGCCAUACCCAGGCCCAAACCUGUGAGACCUAAAAUCAUCACAUACAUUAGAAGAAAGCCUCAUUCAAUUGAGCAGCUUGACCCCUCAUUUGCGCCAACAGGGCUUCCCUUUGGUAGCCCUGCCUGUGGCAUGCCCAUCCCUACAGAGCAGAAGACAUGCAAUGGAGGAGAGGUGAAGCCUCCCAACAUCUUGUACGACAAGUUUAAACCUGACCUCCAGAAGCCAAGACUCUUCAGUUCUGGACUGGUGGUGUCAGGAAUUAGGCCCCCAGGACAUCCUUUUGGUCCGAUGAGCGAGAAGUUUCUGCAGGAGGUUGGGGAAAGGCCUGCAAAAGAUGAGUUUUGCCCUCCAGCAUAUACUCCCUAUGAGGUCCCACCAAGUUUUUAUCGAUCUGCCAUGAUACUCAAGCCACAGCUAGGACUGGGUGCAGUGUCCAGGUUGCCAUCUGCAAAAAGCAGGAUUCUCAUUGCAAGUCAAAGAUCCUCAGGUAGUUGUCUUCAUCAGCAAGGAGAAAUAACAAGUGCUCCCAGCCUCUAUCAACCCAAUGCUUCAGUUGAUCUUAAGAAAGGCUCGUGUCCGAGUGCUGCAAAGUCAAAUCUCCCCAAGCCCUGCCAGUCUGGACUUCGUCCUCCAGGUUAUUCACGGUUGCCAGCAGCUAAACUGGCUGCAUUUGGUUUUGUCAGGAGCUCAAGUGUGUCCUCAGUCUCCAGCAACCAGUCAAACGACAGUGCUCAGAGUGAUCAAAGCAGGACAACCAACCGUUCCAGCUUUGGAAAUGAAGAGCAAACCACUCCUAAGGCAUCUGCACCACCUAAAGAUGUCCCCAAGGGGAGCAGCAAGAGCACUACACAGAUAUCGAGCAGCACAGCAACUCCACGCAGGAGCUUCCUUCCAGCACCAAAAACUGCCACAGCACCUGCUGGUCUGAAGAAAGAAGUACAAAAAGAUCAGGAUGCUAGCAGACCAGCUGCCUCAUCACCUAAGAGAUCAGCAGUAACAGCCACCAAGCUCCAUUCACCAGGACAUCCCAAGCAAAGGCCAACCACCCCAAAGAAUGGCUUCUCCCCCAAACCAGGAGAGGGCCGAGAUGCUGAGAAGCAGUUAAUUCAGAGACUAAAGGAAAAGUGUGAUGAGCAGUCCCGACGAUUAAGCAAUAUUCAAGAUGAAUUUAAAAGGGCCAGCUGUGGCUUUGAUGUCUUUGCUAUAACAACACAGCACUUUUUCAGGCAGAAUGAAAAUGACCUUGUGAAAAUAAAGGAGUUAGGAGUCGAGAUUGAAAACAUCAGGGAUGAAGUUGCCCUCAAUAUAGCAAAGUGGAAGAAACUACAGAGGGAGAAUGAGGAGCUGGAGAUGUGCUUUGAGGAGAAGAUGAAGCAGCUUCACGUGCAGCACCAGGAGGAGCUGCAGGUGCUGGAGCAGCGGCUGCAGGAGGAGUACACCAGCAAGAGGGAGAGCCUGCAGGAGCAGCACGGGCUGCAGCUGGAGCAACUCCAGUUGCAGCAUCAGGAUCAGGUGGAAGAUAUCACAGCUGUACACGAAGCUGCAAUGUUACAGUUGGAAAAUGACCACAUAGUUGCCAUUACAGUACUGCAGGAUGAGAAUGAAUGCAAGAUUCGAGACCUGAAUACUGCUUACAAACUGGAAAAGGCACAGUUAGAAGAGAGUUUUGAAAAGCUGCGGCUGUCACUCCAGGACGAGAUAGACACCCUCACCUUCCAGAACCAAUCUCUGAAGGACAAAGCAGACCGAUUUGAAGAGGCUCUGAAGAAAAACACCGAGGAACAACUGAAGAUGGAACGAGCUCCGUAUCUGCAUUUAGAAGACGAUCUGAAGAGCUUAAAGCAUGUUCUGGAAAUGAAGAACCAUCAGAUUCACCAGCAGGAGAAGAUUAUUAUGGAGCUAGAAAAACAGGCUGAAAAGAACUUAAAACUGGAAGAAAAAAUCACCAUGCUGCAACAGCAGAAUGAAGAACUCAGAGCCAGGAUUGAGCAGAAUACCGUCCUAACAAGACAAUUGUCAGAGGAGAAUGCCAAUCUUCAAGAAUACGUUGAGAAAGAAGUGGAGGAGAAGAAGAAGCUGAGCAGGACUAAUGAAGAGCUCCUCUGGAAGCUGCAGGAGGGAGAUGCCAUGAGCCCUGUGAAGCUCCUACCCCCAUCGCCCACUUCUUUGUACCACUGCUCAUCAGGAAACUCCUCUCCAGCAAAAGUCAGAACCUUGCGGCGAUGA